Helobdella robusta is the source of this 357-nucleotide messenger RNA. RefSeq lists its product as hypothetical. Lineage: Eukaryota; Metazoa; Annelida; Clitellata; Rhynchobdellida; Glossiphoniidae. Bases 1 to 357 code for a protein of 118 amino acids. The transcript has a single exon. The record is from RefSeq and is a predicted model, not a curated record.
AUGAACAACACCAACAACAACAUCAACAACAACAUCAACAAUAACAACAACAGUGCCAACACUGUAGAUACCAAUGCUACAACCCACAGCGCAAAUAUCAGUUGCAAUUGGAACAUCAUCAAUAGUGACAACCCUAACAACAACAUCAACAACAACAACAACAGCAUGAACAAUAACAACAACAACAGUGCCAACAAUGUAGAUACCAACGUCACAACCCACAGCGCAAAUAUCACUUGCAAAUGGAACAUCAUCACUAGAAGCAAGAAGAACCACAGCGAUGAUAAUAAUAAUAAUAACGUUAACAAUAAUAAUAAUGUUUUUCAAUAUUGUCAAAAUAAUAUUAAUAAUAUGUAG